UUUGGUUUGAACAUUGUGUAAUGUGUAUGUGUAUUGAGUAGGGAAGUUCUGUUGUUCUGGAAAUAUUUGGUUUAUGUCUGUUUGUUCGGUUCUCGAACCUAAACUAAUCUGAAGAAAUGAGCGACAUAGAUGACGUCUGGGAUGAUUUAUCAGGUUUACCAGCCGAUCCACCUAGAAAGAGAGAAAUAUGCCCAAGCUGUAGGAGACCUGCUGUUGUUUGCUGGUGCCCAUAUCUACCGAAGACCCCACUGGAUAUACAGUGUCGUUUGAUUUUACUCCAACACCCAGCAGAGGAGAAACGUUGCCUCCGUACAGCCCCAAUGCUUUCGUUGGGACUUUUACCUGGGAAAUGCUUGAUAUUCAAAGGGAAAAAAUUUCCCCUGAACAAGCACAUUGGUCUGGAAGAAAUAUUGAAGUCACCAGACGCACUGCUUUUGUAUCCCUCCAAGGAUGCUGUUGAAAUCUUCCGGUUGCCUUCUGUCUCUGAGAGAAAGUCUCCAUAUGACCUAAUCGUGAUUGAUGGAACAUGGCCUCAAGCGAAAGCUAUUUUCCAUGCCACACCUCUGUUGCACAACAUCAGACAGGUGAAAUUGGUCCAUGGAUUAAUUAGUGAGUAUGUAAUCAGGAGCCAACCAACAGAUGGAUGUCUGUCUACACUCGAAGCUGCUGCCCAAGCACUGUCACACUUAGAGGACCGUGCAGAUGUGACAGAUGUAUUAUUACGACCAAUGCAUGCACUGUGCAACUUUCAGUUAGAUUAUGGUGCAGUUACACACAGCAGCACGGAAGCAAGAGUACGUAAUGGAACAUAUCCACGGCAGAUAGGCAAACGUCUCAGUCGACUUUUGGCAGCUAAUUCUGAAAUUGAUGACACCAGCUGUACCUGACAGCUAGAAGGUGGUUAGGUAUUUAGGGAGAAAUUACUUGCUUUUUUGCUUGGCCAUUCAUCAUUUCUCUCCUAAUGUGGAGGCUAAUGAAGUCCAUAGCAGACAAGAAAAGAGUGGUCUGCAAAUUAGGUGCAGUGCGGUGCUCCAGAGACACUUUAUGUAUCUUGAGACAGAUGAAGGUGAUGGGAAAAGUAACACCGAGAAUGUUAUUGUAUUAGUGAUGGCUGAUCUGCUAUUUGAACUCACUUUAUUCCUCCAAAUAACACCAAACAAAUGUUCCUGUGGUAUAUGAAUCCUCAGUCUGUUGCAAUUUGCUCUGUCACCGGGAGUCUUGAUCCAUUCUCAUUAAGAUAAAUAUCUGGAAGCUCUUCCUUGAUGAUCAUAUGCUCUAACCUGAGCGUUUGUCUCUGUGAAUACUGGGGCAUUACGAUAUUUGUUCUGUUUAUGAUAACAUAAAGUUUUCCCAUUCACAUCUUGGUCAGUAGUGAAUUUUCACAAAUAUUUCCAGACAAAUGAAGCCAACUUAAAAAUCUCCCAAAGCAGGUUUGUGUUACUGUUACCAGUUCACUCAGUCAGAGAAUAUACUGUCAUAAGAUGGAACAAUAUGACAUGAUAUUGAGAGUAAAAUAGAUAGUUAUGCAACAGAUUAAGCAUUUCUCUUUGAGAUACUGCCCUGCCCUUUAUGUUAUAGUCAUUUCAGUUUGUGUAGCAGAUGUUCUUGCAUGCAUAAUUAAAGUGGCUGGCAAGAGAGAGAAUAUACAAUUUGAUUUUGGCUUUUUAAGUUUUGCCAUAUUGCUUGUGGACAGACAGCAUAUUAUAUGAAACAGUGUAACUGCUGUACGUUCAUUUAAAUAGUGUUUUGAAACAAUUUUAAUUGUGAACUCUGUUACUUGUAGCUUCAUGGUUGCUGCAAUAUAAUUAAUUUUCAUUUUGAUUUCUUAAAAAAUAUACAUUUUGUUUAACAUAGUGUAAAACACUAGUUUGGAUGGUAUCUCAUGUGCAGUAUGUUUGCUACCUUAAAUUAUGUAUUGUGUACUGUGCCUUUUCUGGUGUCUUUUCAGAAUUAGUUUCAACACGCAGAAAAUUGUGGACUGACUUUGUGAUUCUAUUUUUGCCAUAGUUGGUAUUUACAAUAAUAUAACUAAAUAUGUUUACAGUUAACAUUGAGCCAGACUGAGAUAAUGACACAGUUUGUGCUUGUGAAGAUGUAUUUUAAACACUAUGUUGGAAAUACAAGGUUGUAAUGUAUUUGGUAAUAGGAUUUUUAUGAAAUGCUCUUUGUUUUUAGUGCCAAUUGGAUCAAAAGAAAUGCAUUUUAUGUCUUUUGCAGCUAUGCUUGGAAAGGUUAAUUUUGUUGUAAAAUCAUACAUCCUUUAAGGAUGUUGUUUAUGUCAGAAGCUUUAGCUGAGGUACUAACUGGUUGUGCUUUAGUAUGUUACACAACAGGAAUAUGCUAAAAGAAGAUCCUGCAAAAUCAGUCGUGCAAUAAUUUUUACAGUGUUUUCAUCAGAAACUAACUGAUAAUGUUGCUAAAUAAAUAUUGUGAUACUUUACAUUUUUGUUGUGGUCAUGUGAAUCAUUUGAUCCAGCACAAGAAUUUGUUAAAGUGGCAGUUAAAAAGUGUUUAACUAUGGACAAUCAAGAACAGCAAAUGCGUAAAUGAGUCUAAUUUUGCAAGAUUCUGUUUUCCCAUAUAAGGCAGUAGAAACAGUUGUAAAGAGUCACCCAAUAGAACUUCCCACGUUUUAAAGUCGAGUAUAACAAAAAGUAUUGCAAACUUGUUUACUAAAGAAAUUUAAAAGGUAUUGAAACAGCUUGGAAACUAAGUACCAUGUUUUGAGUUGAAUUACCCUAUGCUAAUUGUAGCAUCGUAACAUAAAUACUCACUGAUUUUGGAUACGUAUAUGUAGAAAUAUAUUUUGGCCAUGAGCCAGAAAUUGGCAUGGACCUCGUAUCAUGAGUACAGGUUACACUUGUUUAUUUCUUAUUUAUAGGAAACACAUAACAAAGAAAACAUAAAAGUGUUUACUAAAGGAUUUUCGGUAAGGGCCAUAGCAGAAACACUUAUGACAUCUAAAUUUACUUUCACAUUUCCUAUCAAAAAUUGUCCCAUAGCGAAAUUGUUAAUCUGUAUACAGAUAUUACUGUCCACAAUACAAUAUUAUGAAGAGACCAUUUAAUGCAAAUAACCAUGGACAACCAUGUAGGAAUUUCCAUAUUCUAGCACAGCUAAAACAGGAGAGAGAGAUUACAUGAACUUGCUAUGCGGCUCAGAGAGAAAAAAAAUUAGGUGAGUGUCGAAAAUAGUUGAAAUUGGGCAGUGAUGAAAACUGAAUCUGUAUCUCCACUUGUGGCCUAUUAGUUACUGUCUUUGGACAUUGCUAGUUACAGUUCAUUCAUAUCAGUGUUCUGGACAGAGCGGAUGCUACAUAAUAUGUGGCAAUGACUCAAUUCACCUGAGAUGGUAAGGGAAGCUAUUAAUGUUAUAGUGCAGAUUAUGGUAUUAGAGCUGAGGCAAGAGUUAAAUAUAAAGAAAAGAAAACCAAAGUGGGAUAUGUAAAAGGAUUUAACGCAGGAGUAAAAUGGGAACAGCAAACACACUUAUAGAAGAACACCUGAAGAGGAAAAUACUGUCUGCAAUGGCAUAUUGAUCAACAAUAAGCUUGCAAAUAUCAUGAUGUUAUUACCACAAUCAAGUCCAAAUCUGAAAGCAGGGCUGUCAACGUAGUGUAACAUUUAGCACUGAAAGCACGUGUAUUACAGACACCAGUAUACGGAGAAAACAGAACUGCCUCCUGGACAGAGUACUGCUGUUUUUACAAAACGUAGUAUACUCCAGAAUAUGCUGUUUGAGAACCUCCUAGAAAUGACAAAUACUAAUAACAAUAUUUGUUGGUGGUCGGACUUUACUUAGUGGCCCACAGCAGGCCUGUCAGUGUCACUAGCUGCUACUCCACAGUGCAUAUAGUGCAGCUUCUGGCAUUGUUCUUCCUUUGGGAGAAAGAGUGACCUGCUGUUCCUAAAGUUCCUAAGGCAGAAUCCUUCAUCAAAAUCUUGUCAGUAGUCCUCUGUAUGGCAGUGCUCGAGGAUACUCGCAGUCGGGCCAUGUUGUUACAUAUUGUUAACAACUGUGAUGAGCAUCUAAGGUAGUCUCUCCCCAUUAAAGCUUUGCUAUCACUGAACAGGCCUUUUGUUUUCAUAGACCUGCUCUUCAGUACCAUAGUAGGCUUCCAUAAGGAAAACAUGAGUUUUUACAUACAUCUUCCCAAAUUACACGGAAUAGCAGUGAAUAAUUUUGUACAAAGACAGUAAAGAAUCUGUUUCUGUUAAUACUAUAAAUUACAUGUUUUAUCAUUGCAGCAAUGUAUUUCAUUAAUAUGCAUAUAUUACUUUAUUAACUUCAAGGAAAAUUAUCCUAUCAUUUACAGGUGAACAGAGCAAUUAGUUUUAUUG
Schistocerca americana (American grasshopper) is the source of this 4340-nucleotide messenger RNA. It is a transcript of the gene Dtwd2, whose product is annotated as tRNA-uridine aminocarboxypropyltransferase 2. The coding region runs from base 117 to 887 and encodes 256 amino acids. NCBI's taxonomy places the organism in Eukaryota, Metazoa, Arthropoda, Insecta, Orthoptera, Acrididae. The transcript is spliced from 4 exons. The record is from RefSeq and is a predicted model, not a curated record.